Molecule: messenger RNA, 474 nt
Organism: Paramecium pentaurelia
Lineage: Eukaryota; Ciliophora; Oligohymenophorea; Peniculida; Parameciidae
Source: the annotation of a GenBank genome assembly
AUGAGAAACUAAUCAUUUGAGAAUAUCAGGAUGAAGAAUACUUCUUUGAUUGGUGGUAACUUUGUUAGAUGUAAUAUGAAUGGAUCAGAAUUUGAGAAUGUGGAUAUUAGCGGAGUCAAUUUUAAUGGAGCUUAAAUGUUCAAUUGUAAAUGGAAGAACAUAAAAGUCCAUGAUUUGAAUAAACUGGAUGGUCAUAGUAGUUGUGUGAAUUCAGUAUGUUUCUCUCGUGAUGGAAAUACAUUAGCUUCUGGUAGUGAAGAUAACUCUAUCCGUCUAUGGGAUGUCAAAACAGGAUAAUAAAAAGCCAAAUUAGAUGGUCAUAGUGAUUAUGUUAUAUCAGUCUGUUUCUCUUCUGAUGGAAAUACAUUAGCUUCCGUUAGUAUUGAUUAGUCUAUCCGUCUAUGGGAUGCCAAAACAGGAUAAUAAAAAGCAAAAUUGAAUUGUCUUAUAAAUAAAAGUUAUCCAGUAAAUUGA